Molecule: messenger RNA, 3767 nt
Organism: Neogale vison (American mink)
Lineage: Eukaryota; Metazoa; Chordata; Mammalia; Carnivora; Mustelidae
Product: glycine N-phenylacetyltransferase-like
Exons: 7
Coding region: 390-1277 (295 amino acids)
Cellular component (GO): mitochondrion
Molecular function (GO): glycine N-acyltransferase activity
Source: RefSeq, a predicted model, not a curated record
GAAGUAGAAGGGACGGGACCAAUAUAGCUCAGAGAAUGUUUUAUCCAAGUUUAGCCUAUUCUUGGUAGGGGCUAUUAAGAAGGGGUUAUAUGUUGGUUCAGUCUAGAGGAAGAAGAGAAAUUUGACCAACAUUGAUUAACAAGCAGUUUGCUUUGAUAUAUCAGUGUGUGGCUCACAGCUCAGCUAAUCAUUUGUAAGGCAGAGAUUGAGAAUUUGGAGGACCGGUGUCUGGCCUUGUCAUAGGAUAACAAGGACUUGGGUAAAACUCAACAUCAUAAGUCCCUUGGAGAAUUGCAUUUAUUGAAAUACAACUUGACCUCAGUCUUUUGGUCUGCCUUCAGAAUUAGCUCUAUAAAUCUUGCUUUACUGCUUUGAAGGUUUAAGGUAAGAUGUUCCACUUACAAGGCCCACAAGUGCUGCAGAUGCUAGAGAAAUCAUUGAGGAAGAGCCUCCCAGAGUCCUUAAAGGUUUAUGGGACUGUCUUCCACAUGAAUCAGAGAAACCCAUUCAAGCUAACGGCCCUCGUGGACAAGUGGCCUGACUUUACAACAGUGGUUAUCCGACCUCAGGAGGAGGAAAUGACAGAUGAUUUUGAUUACUACACCAACACCUACCAAAUCUAUUCUAAGAAUCCCCCAAACUGUCAAGAAUUCCUUGGCGCAUCGGGUGUCAUCAACUGGAAACAACAUUUGCAGAUCCAAAGUUCACAGUCCAGCCUGAACGAAGUGAUACAAAAUCUUGCAGCUGUUAAACUGGUCAAGGUCGAGCAACAACAAGGGAUUAUGUAUAUGUUGCCCGAGAGAGCAAGUAAACUGCUCCCUUCCUUGCUGGAGGCAAAGAACUUACCUCUUAAAUCUGGCAGACACAAAGUCAUCAACCAAGAGAUGUUUCAGCUCUCCUCCCUGGACGUUACCCAUGCUCCGUUGGUGAAUAAAUUCUGGCAUUUUGGGGGCAAUGAGAGGAGCCAGAUGUUCAUUGAGCGCUGCAUCCGGACCUUCCCCACCUUCUGCCUGCUGGGGCCUGAGGGGACCCCGGUGUCCUGGAGCCUGAUGGACCAGACAGGCGAGAUACGGAUGGGGGGUACUGUGCCUGAGUACCGGGGCAAGGGUCUCAUCUCCUAUCUCAUGGAUGUUCACAUCCAUGCUCUGGACAAACUUGACUACCCUAGCUAUUACCAUACAGCUUUAACCAACAAAAUCAUUCAGAAAAUGAGUCACAGUCUGAAUCAUAUCACCCUGCCUUGUAACUGGAACCAGUGGCACUGUGUGCCACUGUGAAGCAAUCCUGAGCACAAGACCGAGUUGGGUGGGCUGAUGUGGCAGGAGAAGUGGUUGGGCGGACAGGGAGAAAGAACAAACUGUAAUCAGUAGUAAAGUGAUAUGUGUUGUCUGGGCUCUGAGAAGCAGUACAAAUGGUCAACAGAACCACCACAGUCCCUGUUCUCAAACCAGGUCAACAGAACCACCACAGUCCCUGUUCUCAAACCAUUCAUGUAGUACUCCCCUUUGGGUCUGGAAGAUCUGGCAUGGCCAGACCUUCCUGCGGCAGACUCCGGUCUUGUUCAGUUUCCUACACUUCUGGAUCUCAGUGAUACUCUUUUCCGCUACAUUCUGCCCUCCUGCUUCUCCUGGAUCGCCUAUCUUACAAGCGAGGUAUUGCUAAUAAGCAUAUCCUGCCACUUUUGCCAAGAUGUGACAUUAUCUCAAGGGUAGUAUAAUUUUCCUCUCUCUUGCCUUUACCCUCCCGCUCCCUGCCCUACCCUCAACUAGCUUCACUGAGGUAUAAUUCACAAUUAACACUGUAAUGUAAAGUGUAAAAAGUGGUGAUCACACACACACACACACACACACACACACACACGUUGUGAAAGACCUCCCAUAACCAAGUUGAUUAAAAUUACCUGACCAUAUAUACAUGGGUUUAUUUCUGGGAUCUCUAUUCUGUUCCAGUAAUUUAUGUGUCUGCUUCUAUGCUGAUAUCAAACUCUUUCGAUUAUUAUAGUUUUGUAACAUAGUUAAAAGUCAUGAAGUAUAACGUCUCCUGCCUUGUUUUUCUUUCCCAACAACUUUUUGGUAUUUGGAGUCUCUUAUGGUUCCAUACAAAUUUUAAGAUUAUUUUUUCUAUUUCUAUCAGAAUUUUGGUAAGGAUUGCCCUAAUAAGGACUGCUUUUGGUGGAAUGGACAUCUGCACAAUAAUAAUUUUUCAGUCCAUGAACACAGAAUCUUUUUCCAUUUAUGUGCAUCUUCUUACACUUCUUUCAUUAAUGUUUUAUAGUUUUCAGUGUACAGAUCUUUGACCUUCUUGAUUAAAACUAUUCCUAAGCAUUUUUUUCUUUUUGUUACUAUUAUAAUUGGUACUUUCUUAAUUUCUCUUCUUCACAAUUGUUAGAGUCUAGAAAUACAACUCAUUUUUGUAUCCUGACUUUGUAUUCUGCAACUCUACUGAUUUGCUUCUUAGUUUUAGUAGGUUUUUGUGGGGGGAAUGGAAUCUUUAAGGUUUUCUAUACAUAUGAUAAUGUUAUCGGUAGAUACAAUUUCACUUCCUCCUUUCUUACCUGGAUGACUUUUAUCUCUUUUCCCAACCUGCAGUGCUAUAUUGAAGAUAAGUGGCAAGAGUAGACAUCUCUGUCUUUUUUCUAAUAUUAGAGGAAUAGUUUUCAGCUUUUCAUCAUUGAGUAUGAUGUUAGCUGUGGGCUAAUAUACAGGGAUAAAAUCCACUUGCUACUGGUGUAUGAUCCUCCUAAUAUGUUGCUGAAUGUGGCGUCCUUGAGGAAUUUUGCAUCUUCUUGUUGUAUCCUUGUCUAACUUUGGUAUCAGGAUAAUGCUGACCGUAUAAAAUGAGUUUGGAGGUGUAUCCUCCUCUUUAAUUUUUUGAAAGAUUUGAGAAAGGUUUGCAUUAAUUCUUUGAAUGGUUGAUGGAAUUCACCAAUGAAGUCCUCUGGUCCUGAGCUUUUAUUUGUUGCGAUUCGGCUUUCUUACUAGUAUUUGGUUUGAUCAAAUUUUAUAGUUCUUUAUGAUUUAGUUUUUACAGGUUGCAUGUUUCUAAGAAUUCAACAGUUUCUUCUAGAUUAUCCAAUUUGUUAGUUAAUAACUGUUCAUGGUGGUCUCAUGAUUUUUUUCAUUUUUGUGUCAUUAUUGUAAUCUCCCUUCUUUUAUGUCUGGUCUUAUUCAUUUGAGUCUUUUCUCUUUUUUUCUUAGUAGGUCUAACUAAAGGUUAAUCAAUUUUGUUUAUCUUUUUUAAAAAGACCCUUAGUCUCAUUUAUCUUUUCCAUUAUUUUUCUAGUCUCAUUUUACCUAUUUAUGCUCUGGUAGUUACUUUCUUCUUUUUACUAAUUUUAUGCUUAUUUCUUCUUUUUUUAGUUUUUUGAGGUGUGAGAUGAGAUUGAGAUCUUUCUCUUGAGAUAAGGAUUUAUCAACAUAAACUUUUCUCUUUGACUUGUUUUUGCUGCAUGGUAUGUUUUGGUAUAUAGUAUUUCCUUUUUCAAUUGCCUGAAAAAAUUUUUAAUUAGAAAGAAUUUUUGACUCACUGUUGUUUAGGAACAUAUCGUUUAAUCUCCACAUAUUUGUGUAUUUUCCAGUUUUUGUCUUUGAUGUUGAUCUCUAGUUGUAUGCCAUUGUGGUCAGAAAAGAUUCUGGGUAUGAUUCCAAUCUUUUAAAAUUUGUGAAGACUUGCUUUGCGAUCUAACAUAUAACCUAUCCUGGAGAAUGUUCCAUGUGCAAUUAAGAAAAAUGUGUAUUCAGGACGCCUGGGUGGCUCAGUUGGUUAGG